Messenger RNA from Zootermopsis nevadensis, 1215 nucleotides. It is a transcript of the gene Snap29, whose product is annotated as Synaptosomal-associated protein 29kDa. Gene Ontology annotation, molecular function: SNAP receptor activity; syntaxin binding. Gene Ontology annotation, cellular component: SNARE complex; plasma membrane. NCBI's taxonomy places the organism in Eukaryota, Metazoa, Arthropoda, Insecta, Blattodea, Termopsidae. The record is from RefSeq and is a predicted model, not a curated record. Gene Ontology annotation, biological process: exocytosis; synaptic vesicle fusion to presynaptic active zone membrane; synaptic vesicle priming.
AGUUGUUGACAUGGCGUCCGUGAGUUGAGAAGUACGGUGAUUAAGUGUUUUAAAAUGGCUGGGAGACGGUACAUAACUGAUCUUAACACUCCGUUUUUCUCUGUAGACGAAGAUGACGUGGACGAUGAGACAUUUUUACGACAUUCAAAAUCUGGAAGUUCUGGAUACGUUCUUCCUAAUACUUCCUAUUGUCAGGAGAAAAGUGCUCUAGAAGAUAAGCGAUUACAGCUUUUAGAAAGGAAGAAAGAAAUUGAAGAUAGAACUGUCCAGUCGUCUGAAAGGUCUAUUAGUUUAUUACGAGAUUCGGAGCAGAUUGGAGUGGCAACUGCCGAGGAGCUUAUACGUCAGAGAGAACAGCUAGAGCGUACAGAAAAGAGAUUGGAUGAUAUUAAUAAUGCGCUUCGAUUCAGUCAGAAGCAUAUUCAGGGCAUUAAGAGCGUAUUUGGCAGUUUGAAGAAUUAUUUGAGUGGAAAGUCUGGAGAGCAGGUUCCUGGCCCAAGUCUGAAGCAACCAGAUGAUUCUUCUAGUAGUUUUGGAACAACAGCAACUUCUAGCCCAUUAGCCAGCACAGUGAAUAGUUCAAAAGCAAAUCUUGGUUCAACAAAUGAAAACCAUCCAGGUCUCAAGAUACGUGGUCUAUCUGGAGAUCAUGACACAUGGAGUCAGCCUGACACUUCCAGUGGUAACAAUGUGAAUAAGGUUAUAGAUAGAAACCUUGAGGACAUGUGCUCUUCUCUGUCACGUCUCAAGGGCCUUGCACAAGGACUUGGUGAGGAAAUUGAUACUCAGAAUGAAGUACUAGAUCGGCUGAAUGAUAAGACAGACAAGGCUGACUUUACCAUCCUACGACAGAACAAAGAAAUGAAUAAGCUACUCAAGAAAUAAUGGCAUAAAAUCUUUUAAAUUUGAUAUGGGAUUCUAUUCUUCAGGUGUAAAGGACUUGGGGUGAGAUGAUUCAAGUCAUUCAUUGUUGUAUCAUAUUUUGAUUUCUUAUUAAUGUUUAGUCUAUUUCUAUGCUUUGUAAACUAGUAUAUUAAUGGGAAUCAAGGUGUAUAAUUAUUUUGACAUUACCAGAAACAGAAUUUACUGUUAUGUCUGAAAAAUUCUGCAGUCAAGUGUAUUCCGAGCCUAUAGGAAUAAUUAUUAUAAGGAAAAUGCCAUAUUUAUAACUUUACCCACUGUAUCUUAAAUGUUAGGUUUUGUUUGCUGUAGCAA